UCAGUGCUUGUGUAAAAGAACCCCCUCCUCCCAAAACAAAGUGGUAAACAGCUCCAGGUCAUCUGGACAAUGCACUGACGUCAGACCUGCUCCGCCAACAUGCACAUGCACUCCACAGUGCUGAGAAUGCAAGGGAGCGAGAGUUCCCCAUAAAUUGUCAGAACUGCAAGUGAUCUCAUAACAGGAGGAGAACGAGAGACCGGACGAGGCUGCAUCUGCGCGACAGCUGAGAACAAACACCUGACAUGAUGGAAGUGGUCCUGAACAGACUGCGGGACUUCUCCUGCAGGACGUCCACCUUCGAUGAUCGCCAGCCGGCGGGACAGGGUGCACGCAGGGACCCUCAGAGCAGGUCCGGGUGCACAGCUGGAGAGGGAGGCAGAAAGCUGGACAUAGAGAGCGCACUGGCCUGGCUGCGAAGGGAACUGGUGGAGAUGCGCUCGCAGGACCAAGCUCUGAUCCGGCAGCUGAUGGAGCUUCACUCAGGCAUCCAGGAGCUGAAGCAAGAGCUGGCUGAAGAGGAGCGAGAGGAAGAAACAGACGAGGAGGAGGAAGAGGAGGGCAGCUACUGGGACUCCGAGAGCGAAAGAGGAAGCAGCAGCGUCUACUCCGGCUCGGGGGAGGUGGGCUUCUCCCUUUCUCGCCUUAAGGCCGCUCCGACCUUUCACUCGAGGGUCUUAUCAGACAGGGCGUUCAGCCGGAGGAGCUCUGUGCCGUGACAAUUCUGACUAUCAGAAGAAAUCUAACUUCCUCUAAGACAGUCGACGAACAAAACACCUGGAGAAAGAUACAUGUUUGUAGCUUCCCAUCAUAACCCUCCUCUCCUCCCUGCUCCCGCUUACUAACAAGGACAAGGAAAGCCCUAAAUGUCACUUUAGUGGCUCCUUUAGCUUGUUGAUUCUGCUUUCUAAACUAAAAUAUGGCAUCGUAGAGAAAAACACAUAGAUUUCUGACAAAAUUCUUUGGAAUUGCAGUUCUACACCUGAAGGGUUGGGAGUCCUUAGUCAAAAAUAACCACCUGAGCAGCUCCUUUCCACCGGCUGGGAGACUUCGUCAUUUAUUCUUCACCUUACAUUCGAUAUAUUUAUGUUUUUUUGUGUUAUUCUAAUGAAGCAACAUGGUACUGUACUGAAUAAUAUUGCACAAGCCUGUUGUUCGUGGACCAUAAAUAACCCGCUGAGAGAUCCAGCUAGCUUUGCUUAGCAUAGAGAUGGUUAACAGAGGGAGCAGCCAGCGUGACUCUGCCCUUAUGUCACCUUCCGUUUUUGUAAAGAUUAGCUUAUAAGUAUUUUGUUGACUCCCCCCCCAAAAAAAAUAUUUAGUCUCGAUACGAGGCUAAGCAAAGCAAAGCAGCUGGGGGCUGCGGCGCUUUAUUUAUCGACACGGAGACCAGAGUCUUCUCAUCUAAAUCUCAACGAGAUGGAGAAGCUGAGUUUUCCAAAAUGUCCAGCUAUUCCUUAAAUUGAGUACAUAAGAGGUUGUUGUAAAUCUUGUGUUGGUCUUGGUCACUAUUGUAUGUAACAGUUGCUGGUGGCACAGAGCUGACAAAUGUUGAGGUUUGAAUUUGCGUUUUUUAAUUGUGUAUUGAUUUUAUGUGUGUAAGUGCUGAAAGCUCGCUGAGGUUUUAACAACUCCAACUGCAUGCACAUUCGAUUAAAUUCAGCAGUGGGACCGCCUGGAGUAUACUGCAUUUGUAUUGCCCACAUAUGGCAAUGAAGCAUUUUGCUGACAGUGCCAUUGUGCCGUGUAGUCGUGAAUAUCUCUUUGAGUAAUCAAGUAUUUGGGAAUUGAAUAAAAUGGAGUUGGUUUGGAGUUUAACAACCAAACCUGAACUUAGCUGUAUUUCAAACAGGCUGUUAUGUGCCGUGCGCUGUGCCAGUACAUUAAACAUGAAUUCACUCAUGGUGCAAAUUUUAUUUUUUUGUCAAAUUACAAAAAAUGUCAACAUCAAAUUGGGACAAAAGUGUUUAUAGUUUUUACAUUCAUUCAUUCUUUAGUACAACUCUGCAUAAGUGCAAAAUAUCUCAAAUUAACAACGCCAGCAUCACAGAACAGAAAGCACAUGUUGUCCUUCUUUUUCCUCCUACUUUACGUGCAUCUGGUGUCUCUUUGUACCAUGCAUGACAAACAUGAUGACAGCUAUCACCAGCCAAUGCAUUUGAUCUUUGCUGUUGGGUUCCAGCCAUUUCCUUGCGUUCCACGGGCUCCAUGGCAUUUCUCCACCUCUCUGAAGUCUUCUCCGAACGGAAAAUGGCCUCACUGCUUGGGCCAGUUACUGCUGAUCAUCCCCCUCCGCUUCCACGCCUCCGAAACUCUCCCUACGCAGCCUUUGGAUCUCUGUGUUGAGGCCCAGCAGCGUCUGAGCCAGCUGGAGGUCCUGUGAGCGCAUCUCCAGCUGCAAGACACCAAUAAAAGUAAUCUGAAUUAGCAUAUUUUAGAUGCCAGGACACGAAAGGUUUCCUCCGACUGUCAUCAUACAAAUACAUAAACUACCUUCAAGAAAUGACCCCAUCAAUGGAUCAAUUGGAGACAUUUCCGGUUAUGUCACCUGUUGCAAAACUAGCACAAUAUCAAAAUCAAAACUCACCAGUUCGGACCUCAGCCAGGUUAUCGCUCCGUCUAUCUGCGCCCUCCGCAGCUCUUCGUUGGCUUGGUGACUCCUGCUCAUGCUGACCGGUCUCACAGCGGAGCCAGCGUCUUCAGGGUUCCCCCUGGACUCUCCGGUCGCCCUGAAGGCAUGAAUCAAUUUGUUUUUAAUGUUCUCCAGAACCAUGGUGGACAAAGUAUCCUCGCUGUGACUGUCUCGGUCCAUGCUGGGAGGAGAAGUUUGUUCCCACCUCACGUGUGGCCUCCCAGCACUUUCUCAAAACUAGGCUGCUACACACUGUCUCUUAAACUGUGAGAAAUCUAGACCUCCACCUCUUCUGAUCGUCUUCCUCCUCUCCUCAUGUGAACAGGACUCCGCAGCACAAGCUUCUAUUCAGUAGCUGCAAUCAUCCCUUUUGCCUGCCUGGUGUUGAACUGGCUUGUUUUGUCAUUGUUACUAUGGAGAAAACUGCCCUGCGACUGCAUGUGCCCCAUCUCCUCCUCCUCCUUCUCCUCCUCCUCCUCCUCCUUUCGGUAACCCUAAGAAGAAUGGUUGAGGAACUCGGACAAAGACCAUUGUUGCCUCCAAAAAGAGCUGAAGAGACCUCCCCCCACCACCACCACACCACCCUCCCCCUUUCGGCUCUUUCUUUCUCAGUUCAUCCCGCCUCCAUACAACCCUACUGUGAGAAAUGUGCUGUGGGUGAGCUCUCAUUUGGACAAAGUGCCCAUGUGUAAACCUGUGUGUGUGUGUGUGUGUGUGUGUGUGUGUGCGCCUGCGUGUAUACGCACAAAAUCCAUCGAACCCCCAGUGGACUUUUUCUAGUGCUUCUCCCUAAAAGAGACCUACUUGUCAGCUUAGGAGACAGACGGGUUGGACGAGGUAUGAGACACAGCCUCAGUGUUAGCCGAUUCAGAGGCACAAAGGCCAUCCUACGGUGAAAUAUAACCAGGCCCUUUGUGUCCCAAGUUAAGUCCGUUCCCUGUGGGGUUUGUGGGAUGGUUUUUGGCAACUGUGAGCCCUUUUCCCCCCCUGACUUCUGUACCGAGACAAGGUGCUAGUGUAUGUCCUUCUCUGACUUAUGGGCUGUGAAGAAUGAGUGGGCACGUUUGGAUGAGACAUCUAACACAGUCAAUGCCCCCCCCCUUCACUGUGAGAUACUGUUUUAGCCUUUUAAAGUGCUGUGUCAUAGGACACAAUGAGAAGUGGUUGGUGUGUUAUUGUGUGUGUGUGUGUGUGUGUGUGCAUGAGGGAGAGAGUUAACCUUGCGUCCACCAUACAAAAACUCUCACUCCACACACUGUGCAUCAAAUAAAUGAAAAUAGAGUAAAUUGUGAGGGCGGAUGGAUGAACGUGUUGGAGAGGGGGACGGAGCAGCGCACUUGUCAGAGCCCGUGAGAUGUGAGCUAUGACUCCAUUUGUGCAGAGGUCUGUCGAGCGUGAGAAGAGGUUGGAGUGAUUGGGCCGUCUGCCUCGGGGGGUGAAGGAAGCAGGCCGACAGGGAACGAGUAUGACAGAGACAAACAAGCCGGCGGAUACACAGACUGAGCCGCAGGUGGUCUGGUGGGUGGUGACCGACAGCCGUGCACUCCGCUGGAUUAUGGUCCGUUAUGCAAGACAAGGGCAAUGUUUUUAAGUAAAUGUAACACAUAGAAGUCGCAGGAAGGAGUGCAGGGCUCUUGACAAUGUCCCCGUGUCUGGAGAUGCUCCUUCGACGGAGUAAACUAAAUAAAGUACCUUCUUGAGUUCCCUUUCAGUGGAUAAAAAGUGAUGCAGUGCCAUGUGCCGUUUCUGGACGUGCAUUGUGUUGAUAGUGUGUGACCUUUCAGCCAACUAUGCUGCCUCCUGGUGGCGCUUUCACCCACGUCCAGAAUUUCACCAGAACCGGGGGAGACAAACUGAGGGACUACGUUGUAAUAAAAUGCAUCGCAGUUUGUAGUGACAUUAAAGUUUAAAAUUUUUAUUUUCGUCAGUGUAAAAACUCUUAAUUACCUCAACUAUGGUACAAAAAGAUAAACAACAUGAAAAGCCGAUUUAAUACUGCUACUCUGGCAAUUUCUGUUUUGGGCUUGUGUGUUUAUAACAUUUGAUAACUGACACAAUUUUAGUGAUUUGAUGGGAUUCGAUUGGCCAAACUACAAGGUCACUUUUAUGAAGUCUAUGAAAAAGGUUAAAAAAAAUUUAAAACACGGAUUGCACAAGCACGAGUACAUAAAAGAAUGCUGCUGCAACUAAAAAUCCUCCAACUAAUACAAACGUGCCAUCAACGUUGACUAUCUUAAAGAAAGGAUUGGUAGUCACAUCUUUAGGGCGGGGGCCAGGAAAGCCAGGCGGAGCUGCAGUUUCAGUCUUCAGUGUUUGUAGGAACAAAAUAUCUUUUCUUCGGUGAUUGAAGAAAAGAUAUUUAAAGGAUGAAAGGGACACUUAGAAAGUUGUUUUACAAGCCAAGCGUGUCCAUUGCUGCACUGGAAGUGUGUUGGCAGCGCUUUGGAGAAAAAAAAAAGUCUUCAGAUGGACAGAAAACCUGCCACUCACCCCGACACCCUUCUUAUCAGCGUGAGUGCUGAUUGAUGCGUCAUGGCUCCAUUGAUGAGAUAAUCAGAUAAAGCAAAUGAUGUGAAGUGAUAAUUUACAGGUGUGUGCUUGUUGUGUGUAGGCGAUCAUCAUAAACCAAUGCAACUAUCUGGUACAAUUUUUAAGUUAGUCAUUGCAGAUUGUUUGCAAAGUUUCCAAAUAUUACAAUAGAUGUGAUCCAGGCAGGGUGUUGAGUAGUUUCACCAGAGAAACAAGUUUAGUUCCUCAGUAACCUGUCAGGCUUGUCCUACAAUUCAAUCUAAACAAAAACCUACAUUUUUCAGUGUUUAUCCCCAAUUGAUCCAAUCAUAGAAUAAGUUAAUUGCGCUAGUAGAAGGUCUCAGAUCCUUGUAUUUUUUUGGUAUAGAUACAACACUAAUUACUUAAAUUAAAGGUUCUGUUAUGAAAAUGUUACUUAAAUAAAACUAGAAUGUAUCAUCACUAUAAUAAAACUAAAAAAGAGUGAUUUGUGUAUAUUCUUAACUAGUAAGUAUUCUACUCUUCAUUCAUAUCAUGAUCUUUACUCAGCUCUACCAUCCCAGCAUGACAGCACUGUGAGACCAAUAUGUUCAUCAAUAAAUUGCUGUGUCCUCACUUUA
Messenger RNA from Gasterosteus aculeatus aculeatus (three-spined stickleback), 5760 nucleotides. RefSeq lists its product as uncharacterized. NCBI's taxonomy places the organism in Eukaryota, Metazoa, Chordata, Actinopteri, Perciformes, Gasterosteidae. The record is from RefSeq and is a predicted model, not a curated record.